GUCCCGUUCCACACAGCAUCUCAACGAACGAGUCUCCCAACAUCGCCUCGGGACACCAUUUCUUGAAAAAACGGAACGAUGUGGCAGGAUCAGAGUGGUAGCCGAAGUCGAACGGGUGACACCUUCAAGGAAUUCCCAAACGAGCUGAGCUUGCUUCCCGCUACAUCGUCUCUCUUUUCCGCUCAACUCGACUCGCGAACACCGUCGGAUCAGCUACGGCCAACCGGCUUCUAGCACUCUGCAGCACUGAAUAUCGUAGCUUGGGCCGAAGUCUGGCAUAGGGCGCUCGCAGUGACACUCAUCAUGAUCAACUUCAUCCUCGUCCAGAAUCGGCAAGGAAAGACACGUCUAUCGAAAUGGUACAUGCCGUACGACGAUGACGAGAAGGUCCGAUUACGUGGAGAAGUGCACCGACUGGUUGCUCCUAGGGAUCAGAAAUACCAGUCAAACUUCGUGGAGUUCCGCAACCACAAGAUUGUGUACCGGCGAUAUGCUGGCCUCUUCUUCUGCGUCUGUGUAGACGCGAACGAUAAUGAGCUUGCUUACUUGGAAGCCAUCCAUCUCUUUGUCGAAGUGCUAGACUCAUUCUUCGACAACGUCUGCGAGCUGGACCUGGUAUUUAACUUCUACAAGGUCUAUGCUAUCCUGGAUGAGGUGUUUCUUGCAGGAGAGAUUGAAGAAACGAGCAAGGAGGUGGUGCUCUCAAGAUUGGAAGAGUUGGAGAAGUUGGAAUAGGCGCUAUGUUUAGGCUUGUCGUUACACUGUCGCCUCUGCCAGCCUCCAUAGUCCCCAUGAUCGUGCUCGCUACUCUGUAAUUCUGUCAAUUUGAUCUUCUCACUGAAGCCGGU
Laetiporus sulphureus 93-53 is the source of this 848-nucleotide messenger RNA. RefSeq names its product clathrin coat assembly protein ap17. Bases 304 to 735 code for a protein of 143 amino acids. Gene Ontology annotation, biological process: protein transport; clathrin-dependent endocytosis. The transcript is spliced from 6 exons. The record is from RefSeq and is a predicted model, not a curated record. Gene Ontology annotation, molecular function: clathrin-cargo adaptor activity. Gene Ontology annotation, cellular component: intracellular membrane-bounded organelle; AP-2 adaptor complex. NCBI's taxonomy places the organism in Eukaryota, Fungi, Basidiomycota, Agaricomycetes, Polyporales, Laetiporaceae.